AUGAGUGAAGCCAUUGAAGAACCGAAGCAGAAGCAGAAGCAGAAGCGUGAGAGUGAAUCUGGGGAUUCGAGCUCUGUUGCGAAGAAGGUGAAAUUGGAACAUGGGCAAGACCCAGAAGUGGAAUCGAGUGAAAGGGAAGUGGGUUUUGAAAUUGAAGCUGAGGCGGCAGAGGAUAAGGGGUUGAGGCAGAGCAUGGAGGACGCGUGGGUUGUGCUUUUGGAUGCCAGCUUGGGAUUUAAGGGGAAAUUGAGGUGUGCACAUUUUGCGGUUUAUGAUGGGCAUGGAGGUCGGUUAGCUGCAGAGUAUGCUCAGAAGCAUUUGCAUGCCAAUGUGCUUUCGGCUGGAUUACCACGUGAGUUGUUGAAUGUGAAAGCUGCCAAGAAAGCCAUUCUUGAUGGUUUUCGGAAAACUGAUGAGGCUAUUCUUCAAGAAAGUGCUGCAGUGGGAUGGCAAGAUGGUGCUACAGCUGUAUGUGUUUGGAUAUUAGGAAAAACAGUAUUUGUUGCUAAUAUUGGGGAUGCAAAAGCUGUGGUAGCAAGAUCAUCUCCUGUUGAUGGAUUGCAAAAUGGUUCUGAUGAAGCGCGUCUUUUGAAGGCCAUUGUUUUAACAAGAGAACACAAAGCCAUCUACGCACAGGAGCGUGCUCGUAUUCAGAAGGCUGGUGGUAGUGUGGGUUCAAAUGGACGACUACAGGGUCGCCUUGAAGUUUCUAGGGCCUUUGGAGACCGCCAGUUCAAAAAGUUUGGUGUUGUUGCUACCCCAGAUAUCCAUUCAUUUGACCUUACAGAAAGAGAGCACUUCAUAAUUCUUGGUUGCGACGGCCUCUGGGGAGUAAUUGGACCAAGUGAUGCUGUUGAUUUUGUUCAGAAACAGCUGAAGGAGGGAUUACCUGUUAUGGCUAUUAGCCGCUCUCUAGUAAGAGAAGCUGUGCGUGAGCGGCGCUGUAAAGAUAACUGUACGGCAAUCAUAAUCCUAUUAAGGCACAAGUAAUUGUUGGUGCCAACUCGAUAUUGAAAGGAAUUCUGUACCUGUUAUGAAACAGAAUGCGGGUCUGUGUCUUUGGUUGUAUAAGCUGUUGAAUUGUUGUCCAUUGGUUAGCUGCUCAGUGAUGAAGAGACCUGAAUUUUUGGAAAAUGUAGCCGUGUAUUAUUGUUGAGAACUAAAGCUAAAUAUUUAUUGAAAUCUGCUGGUUCUGCUCUCAACUUUAGCGUUUCUGCUGAAUGUUUUGGACUUCAGCUACAUUCCCUUGUAUGAAAUCUUCCACUUUUUAUCGUAAAUUUU
Molecule: messenger RNA, 1281 nt
Organism: Fragaria vesca subsp. vesca
Lineage: Eukaryota; Viridiplantae; Streptophyta; Magnoliopsida; Rosales; Rosaceae
Product: probable protein phosphatase 2C 8-like
Exons: 10
Coding region: 1-990 (329 amino acids)
Biological process (GO): protein dephosphorylation
Molecular function (GO): protein serine/threonine phosphatase activity
Source: RefSeq, a predicted model, not a curated record